UUCUGUGAAUUCAUGUCAUGGGGCAGAGCGGUGCGAGUAGCUCUGUCUUUUUGCUGUUUUCCCAUCAAUGAUGUCAGGUGCCGACAGCACCGUCCCUUAGUGCCGCAGCACAGCGCCUUUUCCUUUCGCAGGGAAGAUGUGUCCCCCCAGAAAGCAGCCCUGCACGGUGGCAGACCAGAGCUCUGCAGCUCGCUGUCGGGCAGGCAUGCUCCAGCCGCCCUCCUGGGGGCCACGCGGGGGUGAAUGCAAUGGUGGGCAGUGCAUGGGGGUGCUGCUGGCUGGGCUUCUCAGCUCCAGUUGUGCAGAGGAAGGCUGUUUGUUUGUCAACGUCUGGAUUACUGUAAUAAAAACUAAGUUUGGGGGUUCAUCAGGGAGAGGCAAGCUUAAACCAAGUCUGAUGGUCUGACUGCUGAAGGGGCACCUCUUGUGCUGCCAGGAAAUCUCUGAAGGAUGGCCACUGACUUUGUUGUCCCAAAGGAAUGAACACCGGAGCCACUCUCCUGGGUAGCCUGAAAAAACACGGAUGUGUGGGGAAUAAAACACAGCCCUGAAAGAAACCACUUCUUGCCAUGAGCCCAUACUGGGGAAUGCUGCUCUCAUCCAAGGAAAUUCCUCCUGCUCAUCCUUGACCUCCCAUGCUGCUGGCUGUGACCCAUGGAAGAUCUCCUCCUCCAGCAGCGUGGCUGUGCUACGCCUGACAUGCAGGAAAAGACCUUGUGAAGAGUUACAGGUCCACGUCAGGAGUUACAGGUCCACCCCGUCCCUGCGUGCUUCUGCCAGCUGUGCCCAGGAGAACCCACGGUGCUGCACACUGUCGCCUCAGCAGCUGGAUGGCUUGGAGCGUAGCCAGGACUGGGCUUUUCUUCCGGGAAAUGUGCUGCUGCUAUAGAUACCUAAGGCAUGAUUUAAAGAUGUUUCAGUUGCACUUAUCUACUCUACAAGGUGUUUUUCAGCUAAUGGCAGAUUCUGUAGCAGUACCUUCAGGUUCCCCCCGUGAUGUGGUGCAGUCUGAGGGUCUCCAAGACCCUUUUGCGUCUCAGCAGGAGAAGAUUCCUCCUUUAUUGCCAUAAUCAAGAUGAUUAGAAGGGGAUGGGGGAGAAAAGUUAUUCAUACACUCUGGUUCUGUUUGGCUUUAAAAUAUAUGAAUUCCUCUCUCCCUAAAUAAUAGGAAGUGACAUUUUCUUCCCUAUUUUAAACUUUCAAGGAGCCAGGGCAUGAGCAGCAUACAGCAUCCUGCUGGGAUGCUGAUUGCAGGAAUUGGUCUAGGUGAUAAUUGUCCAGACUUGAACCCUCUCCUGUGUGAAGACAACAAAGAGAACAGAACGAUAGCUGCACUUGGACGUUUGCUGUUUUUAGCUGGGCUGAAACACGGCACGGGAGGGAGGGCUACGACUUCUCUCUGCCGUGUGCUGCCACGCAGCAUGGUGUGCAGGUAGGAGAUGGAGAAGAAAACUGAGCUGAUGGCAUUGAUGCUAAAGCAUUCUUCAGCCUGGCCUGAAGGGAGAUUUUACAUCCUUGUGUUGCAACCCAGUGACAUAGAAUUUUCCAAGAAAAAACAGACCCGCCUUUUUUAUUAUUACUUUUUUUUCCAGCUGGGACUGUGUGCGGACUUGCAUUUGUUACCUUGUCUGCAAGUGCAAUCUGAGACAAUUGAACCUUCCUAAAUUGUUGCUGAGUCUAUAUGCUGCAUGCCAGCAACAAUUAUAAAUCCUUCCCUGUUGCUGUUACUGCUUGGGGUCUGCCGUUUCUCUCCCAGUUAAAUGUGUUGUAUUUUUGUUGAAUGCCAACAGCACAACACUGAGAAGAGAUAAAUACAACAUGGGCAUAAUGAAUCACGAGCUCUGGUAGCCUCGCCCCAGUCCCAAGAGACUGUCUGGAGCUGGCCAAAGGAGAAAACACAGUGGCCUAACUGUUUUUUUUUACUUCACUUUUGCCUGGAGAGUGCACCCGUGGGAAUGCAGGAAGCAGGAGGCAUCCUGCCCAUGCAAGAAUCCCAGAUGCCAAGAGGAGCAGGAGUGCACAGCGGUGCGCAGGGGCGGAGGCUGGCACCACGCUCGGCAUUGCCAAGGGGCGCGGGCUGCUCCUGCUGCCCAGGGCAGCCUGCCCGGGGUCUGGCACCAGGGUCAUGGAGAGAGCUGUGGCCAGCACAGUGAGUGCCAGGGAACUCGAGUCGGUGACAACAGCCGCCCGUGAAGGCAGCACGUGAAUUGGAGACUACGGGCAGAAGUGUGCACGUGUGGUGCUGUGCAACCCCUGCACUCUGCUCAGGGCAGGUUGGGCUUCAGAACAGACAUCUACAUCCAGGCUGGGGCACAAAAGUUAAACUCUGGCUGGGGAGGAACUGGAGGUGAGCAGCAAGAAGGAUGGCAGAGCUCGGCAACAUGACCUGUGGGGACAGGCUGAAUGAACUGGCGUUGUUCUAUUCAGAACAAGACAAGGGAGAUGAGUUAAACUCUAAAUAUAUAACAGCCUACCACAGAGUACGUCAAUAAACUGUUCUCCGUGCCCACUGAGGACAAGGGAAAAAUUACAACAGCAGAGAUUUUGAAAAGACGGUGAGAGAAACUUUCCAACUGCAGGAUAAUUAAACCCUGGCAAAGAUACAGCUUGCAACAUCUCCAUCAGUGAAUGUUUUUAAGACCAGGUUAGUCAAACCUUUGUCAGGAAUGAUGCUUUGGGGCAAGGAGGAUGGACAAUGUGGAUUUGGGGGACCUUCUGAACUCUCGUGUCAAUUAUUUUCAGUUGGUUUCACUGUACUGAAGUCAGAAGCUUCAGGAGAAAUUUUCUGCUGUUGCACAGAGUAAGGCCAUUCAUGCAGGUCCCCUGUGUGGUUCAAGGAAAGCCAGGCUGAGCAAUGGAGACAGGGACAACUUUUUGUCAUGAAGCUAUUAAAGCUUUAAUCAAAGAGCUAAGGAACUGAAGAUAGGACUGAAUAUUUUUUUCAUGUAAAAACCAAUCAAAGCCACCCUUACAUGUCUCUCAAUAAAGGAGUCCUGUUCUUCCCAAACUUCCAAUAUUAGCAGACAAGGAGCACGAAUGCUCGUCGCUGGAGAGCUGACUGCUUGUCUGCAAUGUGUCUAGCAAGAACCACUACGAUGUGCCCUUCCUUCCCUGCCCAGACAGCUGUAACUCGGUGUGUGCAUGUAGCCAGGGGGCAAAGCUGUGCCAGCCACCGCCAUGAGACCUGUUCCUUUCUGUGCAGCCACCCGGGAGCCUGGCAGCUGAGCCUGGAGGAGGAUCCGUAACACCAGGAUGUGUGUCUUCAUGUGCUGCAGCAGCUACCGGUGCUGGCGGUGGGAUGAGAGUCCCUGAACCGGGCUGGGAUGGGACACAUGCAUGCUGGGACAAAAGCCUUCUUUUUGUGAUGUUCCUCCUUCAGGCUGCACGGCCUUUUAGAGCAGCAGAAAAAGAGGAGUGCUUGUGACUGCAAUGGUCACCCUGCAACCACUUGUUCUUCUGCAGCAUAGGGAAAAGCAUCUCAGACAAAGAAGCUGGAGACAGCAUUGUUCCCUGGAAGGAAGCACAGCCAGAAGGCUAGAAAACUCAACUAGACGUGAGAUCUGGGCAUGAAGAACUGCAUGCACAGCUUGGAUGUGGCAGCAGCUCGCCCGGACCUCACCUGGCCACCCCGCUGUGACUGGAAGGGUUUCACAAAAGCCGCUGUGGACAGCGAAGGAACCUGGAGAUGAAGGACUGAAGACAGCCCCUGUACACACAUGCUCUGGAAGCGUGAUAGCAGCAGGGCUCCCAUCUCUGGAAGCUGCACCCCAGUGCUGCGGGGCACACCGCUCCUGUUACGAGGAAAAAACCCCAAGGAACUGCUUAGAAGUGUUUCUUGAACUCUUCCGUGUGUCACACAGCCGUUGUGUUUUGGUAUAUCCUGCUUUAACUCCUGGCCGAAAAUCUGCCAACAGCCAAAAAUGACUUGAGUUGAAGACCUACUGUUUUGUCCAACAGGACCAGCUUCCUGCUCUGUGUUAGUUGUCCCAUUUGGAUGCAACGUACACUAUGGUUCACAUCAAUGUGUUGAAAAAAAUUAUGUGUGUUCUUGUGGUGAUUCUGAUAGCUCUGACAGUUUGCCUUUGGAAAGAGACAAGAGGAAGCUACUAUGUUCCUUUCAAGACUGAGAAUGAUGAUUCACAGAUUCACAGGACUUCAGAAAAGUGGAACCUACUUAAAUCACAGGACCUUGUCCAUGAAGCAGCUGGUAGAAUGGGUCAGAUGCCUAAAACUUUGCUGAGUAAUGAAAAUAAAGUACAAGGCAGCAUCUCCGGAACAGUGGAAAAGUCCAAGAAAGCAUCAGACUAUGUGAAGGUAUGGGAUAAGGACAGCUCAUCGCGAGAUCUUAUACCCAGGCUGCAGAAGGUCAGAAAAAACUACCUGUCCAUGAACAAGUACAAUGUGACCUACAGUGGGAAGAGGAACACUGCUAAACUCAGCCCAGAGCAGCUGCUGUGCCAGCUACGGGACAGGGUGAAUGUGUCCAUGAUACAUGGAUCAGAUGGUCCAUUUAAUACAUCCGAAUGGCUGCGAUACCUGCCGGAGAAAAGCCUCAACGAAACAGUGGGCCGCCUGGGUCGCUGUGCUGUUGUAUCCUCAGCGGGGUCUCUGAAAUCAUCUCAUUUGGGACCAGAGAUAGAUAGCCAUGAUGCCGUCUUGCGGUUUAAUGGGGCUCCUGUCAAAGGAUUUCAAGAAGACGUGGGGCAAAAGACAACAAUUCGUCUCGUUAACUCCCAGCUUGUCACCGUUGAGCAGCAACAGUUCCUGAGGGAUGCGCUAUAUAACACUGGAAUCUUAAUUAUCUGGGAUCCAGCACCGUAUCAUGCAGAAAUUCAUGAGUGGUACAGAAAACCAGACUACAAGUUUUUUGAAGCCUACAAGUUGUAUCGUAUUAGACAUCCAGAGCAGCCUUUCUAUAUCCUGAAUCCAAAAAUGCAGUGGCAACUCUGGGAUAUUAUUCAGGAGAAUUCUCUGGAGCAUAUUCAGCCUAACCCCCCAUCUUCUGGAACACUUGGCAUUCUGAUCAUGAUGACGCUCUGUGACGAAGUGGACGUGUAUGAAUUUCUCCCUUCCAAACGGCAGACUGACAUUUGCCACUACUACCAGAAGUUUCACGACCGUGCCUGUACCAUGGGAGCUUACCACCCUCUCUUGUUUGAGAAAAACUUGGUGAAGCAUUUAAACCAGGGCACAGAUGAGGACAUUUAUACUCAUGGGAAAGUUACUUUGCCUGGCUUCCGAAACAUACAUUGCUAGCAAAUCAAUUUUUAGUGUGUUUAGAACUUUAUCUUGACUGUUAAAGCACUUUUUAAAUCUGGGUUGUCAGAUUUGUUAAGUCUAAGCACUGGUGUGUUUUGACAGCUCUUCCAUGUUGCAACACUUGCUCUUAGGACUUGGUUGCAUAACUUCUCCAAACCGUAAGGCAGUGCAAUACAUUGUGGUACAUCCACACGGUAUCUGCAUGAGCCACUGCAAUAAAUUUACUCCUUGUGGAGCAAGGCUCAUGCGGCUGGUGGAUAUCCCUGUCUUCAUCUCAGCUGCUGAUGGUGUGUGGGAAACACAGAAGAUGCUUUCUAAGCAGAGAUUGCACAAGUCUGGAUUAAAUGCUGAUAAAGUUUAGGUUGCUUCAAAGGGAUUAUGACAGCUGGAAACCUGGUCCAUUGAGAAACAAGAAACUUACUUUAAAACUCGUUCCCAUCAUCCUAGAGCUCCUGGGAGCAGGGCUGAUUUAUGGAAAUACUGUCAAAGCUGGGUAUUGAUAAGCUAAAAUCUUAGUCCAAAAUAUUUGAUUUUACAAACAGUUAAAAUAACCAUGGCAACUUCCUUUCAAACUGUAAGACUUUUGAAAUCAUUCAGGUGGCAUUUUUGGCAAAUGAAGAGGGAGGCGACUCACGAUUCAGUGAUUUGUGCAAGAUAUAUUUAGACUUUUUAGCUGUUGAUUUUUUUUAAUCAUUUUACACGUGUUUUUUUAACAUUUACUUCUCCAAUAUAGUGUUGUGCUUGGUACAAAAGAACCCUUAUUUGAAAAUCUUUUUGGGUUGAUGUUCAAAGGCACAAAUGGGGAAACUCACUGGAAGCUGGUACUUCUUUCCAACUCUCUGCUGGUCUACCUUUGUAAUUAUUGGCAAAUUAUUUUCUGGCAUGUUUUCGGUAACAAAAAUGCCACAUAGCUGCUGGCCAGAUGAUAUCCAGUUCUCUGCAAACUAACCAAGGCAAUCUCAUAGUGGUUUUGUGCUUUCUGAAUACAUGGGGAGCAGAUGCAUUGCCUCCAUUCUUCAUCAGCACUGGGGAGGGAGAGUGUGCUCUGCUUCUCAUGCUAAAUCCCAGGCAGAGUUGAGGAGGGCACCUUUUCUCUCCUCUUUAUGAGGCAACUCUCCUGUGGCGUCAUGGUGGAAGUAGCAGCUCCACAAUCUCUGUACUUCAGUGAGAACACAUUCUGUGUCCUUUUCCAUACUAAUGUAUUUCACAAUGUCUGUAAAGAAAGCCUUUUCUUCUCCUAUUUUGAAUAAAUCCUGUGAAGUCGC
This is a messenger RNA of Cygnus olor (mute swan), 6524 nucleotides long. RefSeq names its product ST6 beta-galactoside alpha-2,6-sialyltransferase 1 (gene ST6GAL1). Gene Ontology annotation, molecular function: sialyltransferase activity. The transcript has 9 exons. The record is from RefSeq and is a predicted model, not a curated record. Bases 4009 to 5256 code for a protein of 415 amino acids. NCBI's taxonomy places the organism in Eukaryota, Metazoa, Chordata, Aves, Anseriformes, Anatidae.